AUGAAAACCUUUACUUUUCUCGUUAUUUGUUCUUUUAUUUCAACAAUUUAUUCACUUCGUUGUUAUGAAGGAAGUAUUGCUGGAUUGACAAAUAAUACUCAAACACAUAAAAAAGAAUGUGGUGGAAUUUCGAAUUAUUGUGUUCAGAGAAUCAACAAGAAAAGCGGUGAAAUGCGGUAAGAAAAUGAAAAUGAAAAUACAAUUCAAAAAUAAAAAUGAAAUAUGGAAAUAUCGUGGCUUCUGUGUGCCUAAAUGAUUUCUCCGAUUGUUUGUAUAAGCAUAAGUGGGACAUAUUUGAUCAUUUUUGUGACGUCGAAUUUGGAGAUUUCUCGCGAAAAACUUUUUUGAUAUUUAUUUGUAGUCCCGAAACUUCUGAAAACUUUCAGACGAGAAUGCAGUUCGUGGAGCGAUGAGCACAGCAUGGAAGAAAAAUGUCCAGUAAGCGAUAAAAUAGAAAUUCAAAAUAGUUAAAUAGGGAUUUUCAGAUGUCUGGCUGUCAUUAUGUGAACAAAGAUGAAUCUUUCUGUUGUUGUCAAUUCGAUGAAUGCAAUGAAUGGAAAGGAGAGUAAGUUGGGUUUCAUUUUACUGAUUUUUAUAUUUCUGAAAUGGAAAAUGAGGAAAAUGUAUUUAAAAAAAAACGCGGGGUUUCUUAUUUUUUUUCUCAAAAAAUUCUUUUUUGUUUGAAAAUUCUUUGAAAAUUUUCCAGCGGCACCGAAUUCAAAGCUGGCGAAACUGUUGUGCAUAAAGUUGUUCCAUCAGCUCCAAAAGAAGAAGGUUCAAUCAAUCUUCCAACUGCGCCAACACGUAAGAAUGUGUGUUUGAAUAAAAUUUCCUGAAAAUAAAAAAUCUGACCUGAAUCGAAUUUUCAGGCCAACAAGUUUGAUCGUGAUGAAAAUUCGAAUGUGGUUAUUCCAACAACUCCAGCUCCUCAACAAAAAAGUGAUUUCAUUGAUGUCAAUUAG
Messenger RNA from Caenorhabditis angaria, 962 nucleotides. NCBI's taxonomy places the organism in Eukaryota, Metazoa, Nematoda, Chromadorea, Rhabditida, Rhabditidae. The record is from the annotation of a GenBank genome assembly.